Molecule: messenger RNA, 411 nt
Organism: Staurois parvus
Lineage: Eukaryota; Metazoa; Chordata; Amphibia; Anura; Ranidae
Source: the annotation of a GenBank genome assembly
AGCCGAAGAUGUCGGCUCGGUCAUGUGAUCAGCUGUGUCCCAAUCACAGCUGAUCACAUAGCACUGAAAAUCAGGUGUAGCCCCAGAAGUGCCACCUGUCAGUGUCCAUCAGUGCCACCGGUCAGUGCUCAUCAGUGCCACCUGUCAGUGCUCAUCAUUGCCAUGUGCCAGUGCCACAUCAAUGACACAUAUCAGUGCAUACCAGUGCACAUCAAUGCCACAUAUCAGUGCCCAUCUGAGCUGCCUUUCAAUGUCACCCAUCAGUGCCAGUCAGUGCCGCCUAACAGUGCCAGUCAGUGCCGCCUAUCAGUGCCAUAUAUCAGUGCCAUGUAUCCGUGCUGCCUUUCAGUGCCCAUCAGUGAUGCCUGUUAAUGCCCAUCAGUGCAACCUACCAGUGCCUCCUCAUCAGUG